Messenger RNA from Radiomyces spectabilis, 945 nucleotides. RefSeq lists its product as uncharacterized. The coding region runs from base 35 to 736 and encodes 233 amino acids. The record is from RefSeq and is a predicted model, not a curated record. Lineage: Eukaryota; Fungi; Mucoromycota; Mucoromycetes; Mucorales; Radiomycetaceae. The transcript is spliced from 2 exons.
GUCUUCUUCCAUUUUUUUCUCUUUCUCUUUUACUAUGCCAGAAACACUUCCAUUGCUAUCGUUGAUCGAUGUUCAAGGAUGGCCUAAAGCCAAUAUUGAAUCUUUUGCGGAAGAACUACUAAGGCUGUAUGAUCACCGUGCAGCGACAAUAAAAACAGAAGUAUUUAUACCCCAAAAGCCGAUAAUUAGAAAGGACGAUACAUGUACAUUACCCAGCUCUGUAUACGAACCACUGUCGAAUGAAAAGAGCCAAGAUAGGAAACCCAGUUGUCGCUUGCCAGAUGAUCCGCUAUCCAGAUUUCUUAACAGUGCCAUCAAUGAUCCAUGCUUUGUCAUGGAUUACAAUCCCAAUGACGACGUUCGUACCACCAAGUUUACAACACAGUCAUGCAUAUCAUCACCCACUGUCAAAGAUAGUGAAUCACUCGGAGAGACGCUCAACUCUGGCCAUCGGCAACAAAGAAAUAUAUUGAGGAAAUCAUCUGCUUUUUUCCGGCAACGAGUAACACGCUUGAAGCUGAAGAGCUCUUUGACUAUACUUGAAGAUGCACCACACACGAUGGACGAGUCUACAGGCCCAACACACUAUCGUAACUCGAUGCCAGCAAGCAAAGUGUAUAGUGUCAACCAUUCUAGCGCACAAUGGCCACACCACGGAAGGCGAAGUUCCGUUCCUGUAGUGCACAAAAAGAACAAAAAGCGUCGAUCAUUUUUAAACCAUUUCUUAUCAAAGUAACGAAAGCGCAGGAGCAAAGCAAGUGUACUACUGAAUAUUUACGCUAAAUAAGCCAACCCUAAGCCUAUCAUGAACAGUAAAAGCUAAGUUAAAAAAUAUUGAUUUGUAUACUCCAGCACGUUGUUGAAUCCACGGUCCCCGCAGCCACUUGUAUGUUUGGAUGUCCAUUUUUGUGGGGUUUCAAUUAUCAGAAGCUUGGCUUAGACGGC